Rhopalosiphum maidis (corn leaf aphid) is the source of this 684-nucleotide messenger RNA. RefSeq names its product protein ALP1-like. The record is from RefSeq and is a predicted model, not a curated record. The coding region runs from base 1 to 684 and encodes 227 amino acids. NCBI's taxonomy places the organism in Eukaryota, Metazoa, Arthropoda, Insecta, Hemiptera, Aphididae. The transcript is spliced from 2 exons.
AUGUCUAAUGCCGAUCAGAAAAAGCAAGAAAUAUUUUCGCCAUCACAAGAAAAAUGGUUACAAAUAUCUGAUAGAUUUUUUGAGCUAUGGAAUAUCCCGAAUUGUGUGGGCGCGAUUGACGGUAAACAUUUUCGAAUAAAAUGUUUACCGAACACAGGAUCAACCUAUUUCAAUUAUAAAGGGUAUUUUUCUAUUGUGCUCAUGGCUUGUGUUGAUGCCGAUGGAUUAUUUACGACGAUAGAUGUUGGUGAAGUAGGAAGAAAUAGUGAUGGUGCUGUAUUUCGAACUUCAAAUCUUAGACGUGCUUUAAAUUUAGACAUAUUACAAUUACCUCCUCCUAGACUUUUACCUUCAAAUAAUAAUGAAAAUAAUUUUCCAUUUUAUUUUGUCGCAGAUGAAGCUUUCCCCCUCACUAAAUAUUUAAUGAGGCCUUAUCCAAAACGAAGUUUGGAUAAUAAAAAAAGGGUGUUUAAUUAUAGACUUUCUAGAAGCCGCAAAAGCGUCGAGUGUGCUUUUGGUAUGAUGGUAUCCAAGUUUCGUUUAUUUGAAGGGCCAAUUUGUUGUAAGAAAGAAACUAUAAAUAAUAUUAGAAAAGCUGCUUGUGUCCUACAUAAUUAUAUUCGUAUCAGACAAGGAAUAUUUUCUCAUCCUAAAAUAUUUGACACACAACAAGAAAAUCGAUAA